Molecule: messenger RNA, 8205 nt
Organism: Pseudophryne corroboree (corroboree frog)
Lineage: Eukaryota; Metazoa; Chordata; Amphibia; Anura; Myobatrachidae
Gene: PDS5A
Product: PDS5 cohesin associated factor A
Exons: 34
Coding region: 384-4574 (1396 amino acids)
Biological process (GO): DNA repair; mitotic sister chromatid cohesion
Cellular component (GO): chromatin; nucleus
Source: RefSeq, a predicted model, not a curated record
UGCUGCUGCGCUUCCCGAUUUCUUCCUAGUUCGUGUCCAGGAGGUUUUGGCGCCAACCGCCAGGGGUCGCUGUGCGCUGUGCCGGCCCCCGGUCUCUCACUCUCAGCAGCGGCAGCUCCGGGACAGGGGACGCCUGAGAGAGAGAGAGCGCGUGGCCUGAGCGCGUGUCCGCAGCCGUUCCUCCCCCAACCGAGCACGGCGUCCCCCCGCGAGGAGCCCCGGUGUGGCGGUCACGUGCGUCUGGCUCCUGACAGGCGGCGCCGCCGAGGGAAAGCAAGGUCCCCGCUCCCCGACACAGCGGGCGCCGGAUACAUGCGGGGGGAGCCCGCCCUCCUCUGACUGGAGAGGCCGCUAGAGGAGCGUGGCAGACACUCCCGGGCAGGAUGGAGUUCCCGACCCAGCAGAAAGCCGCCGACGGCAAAAUCAUCUAUCCCCCCGGGGUGAAGGAGAUCACGGACAAGAUCACUAACGAUGAGGUGGUGAAACGACUGAAGAUGGUGGUUAAAACGUUUAUGGAUAUGGACCAGGAUUCUGAAGAUGAAAAACAGCAAUAUCUCCCUUUAGCCCUGCACCUUUCUUCUGAGUUCUUCCUCAGGAAUCCUAACAAAGAUGUCCGACUUCUUGUAGCCUGCUGCUUGGCUGACAUCUUCAGAAUAUAUGCACCAGAGGCACCAUACACUUCACAUGACAAGCUAAAGGAUAUAUUCCUCUUUAUAACAAGGCAACUGAAAGGCCUGGAAGACACAAAGAGCCCACAAUUCAACAGAUAUUUUUACCUGCUAGAGAAUUUAGCAUGGGUCAAAUCUUACAACAUUUGUUUUGAAUUGGAAGACUGCAAUGAAAUAUUUAUUCAGCUCUUUAAAACUCUCUUUUCAGUUAUUAAUAACAGUCACAACCAGAAGGUUCAGAUGCAUAUGUUGGACUUAAUGAGCUCAAUUACCAUGGAAGGAGAUGGAGUUACACAGGAAUUGUUGGAUUCUAUACUCAUUAAUCUCAUCCCUGCUCAUAAGAGUGUUACACACUCUUUUUUAUAUUAUCAGAAUCUAAACAAGCAAGCAUUUGAUCUUGCCAAAGUACUCUUAAAGAGGACGGUCCCAACAAUUGAGCCAUGCAUCGCAAAUUUUUUCAACCAGGUCUUGGUGCUUGGCAAAUCAUCAGUGAGCGACCUCUCAGAGCAUGUGUUUGAUCUCAUUCAAGAACUGUUUGCAAUAGAUCCUAACCUAUUGGUUUCUGUAAUGCCACAGCUGGAAUUUAAACUAAAGAGUAAUGACGGUGAGGAACGGUUAGCAGUUGUGCGACUACUUGCAAAACUGUUCGGUUCUAAAGAUUCUGACCUUGCUAAUCAGAACAGGCCGCUGUGGCAGUGCUUUCUUGGGAGAUUUAAUGAUAUCCAUGUUCCUGUGAGAUUAGAAAGUGUCAAAUUUGCCAGUCACUGUUUAAUGAACCAUCCAGAUUUGGCUAGAGAUCUGACUGAGUUCCUUAAGGUGAGGUCACAUGAUCCCGAGGAAGCAAUCCGCCAUGAUGUUAUUGUAACUAUAAUCACUGCUGGGAGGAAAGAUCUUUCUCUAGUAAAUGACCAGUUGCUUGGCUUUGUACGUGAGAGAACAUUAGAUAAGAGGUGGAGAGUAAGGAAAGAAGCUAUGAUGGGUCUUGCUCAGCUCUACAAAAAAUAUUGCCUGCAUGCAGAAGCCGGGAAGGAAGCUGCAGACAAAGUGAGCUGGAUAAAGGACAAACUGCUACAUAUAUAUUACCAAAACAGCAUUGAUGACAAGUUACUUGUAGAGAAGAUUUUUGCCCAAUUCAUUGUUCCUCACAAUUUAGAAACAGAAGAAAGAAUGAAGUGUCUCUAUUAUUUGUAUGCUAGUUUGGAUCCCAAUGCUGUAAAGGCACUAAAUGAAAUGUGGAAAUGUCAGAAUAUGUUGAGAAGUCACGUUCGGGAGUUGUUGGAUUUACACAAACAACCAGCUUCAGAAGCAAACAGUUCAGCUAUGUUUGGGAAGUUAAUGACAAUAGCAAAGAAUUUACCUGAUCCUGGAAAAGCACAAGAUUUUGUUAAGAAGUUCAAUCAGGUUUUAGGCGAUGAUGAGAAGCUUCGGUCUCAACUGGAAUUGCUCAUAAGUCCAACAUGCUCAUGUAAACAGGCAGAUGUUUGUGUGAGAGAGAUCGCCCGGAAACUCGCUAACCCCAAACAGCCUACAAAUCCAUUUUUGGAAAUGGUGAAAUUCUUACUGGAAAGAAUAGCCCCUGUGCAUAUAGAUUCAGAGGCAAUCAGUGCAUUAGUAAAACUGAUGAAUAAAUCUAUUGAGGGCACUGCAGAUGAUGAAGAGGAAGGUGUAAGUCCUGAUUCUGCUAUACGAGCAGGACUGGAACUUCUAAAGGUACUGUCCUUCACCCAUCCAACUGCAUUCCACUCGGCGGAGACAUACGAAUCUUUCCUCCAGUGCCUUCGUAUGGAAGAUGACAAGGUGGCAGAAGCAGCUAUCCAGAUCUUUCGAAACACAGGGCACAAGAUUGAAACAGAUUUGCAACAGAUACGAUCGACGCUUAUUCCAAUUUUGCAUCAGAAGGCCAAGAGGGGUACACCACAUCAAGCAAAGCAGGCUGUACACUGUAUCCAUGCUAUAUUCUCUAAUAAAGAAGUACAACUGGCUCAGAUCUUUGAGCCUCUCAGCCGAAGUCUUAAUGCAGAUGUACCAGAACAGUUAGUCACACCUCUUGUGUCGCUAGGUCACAUUUCCAUGUUAGCACCUGAUCAGUUUGCAUCUCCGAUGAAAUCAGUUGUGGCAAAUUUCAUUGUGAAAGAUCUACUAAUGAACGACCGGACCAAUGGUGAAAAGAAUGGGAAACUCUGGUCCUCAGAUGAUGAAGUUUCUCCUGAAGUUCUUUCAAAAGUGCAGGCCAUAAAGUUACUGGUGCGCUGGCUGCUGGGUAUGAAGAACAAUCAGUCAAAGUCUGCAAACUCCACAUUGCGAUUGUUGUCUGCUAUGCUGGUCAGCGAAGGAGACUUGACGGAGCAUAAAAGAAUAAGUAAAUCUGACAUGUCUCGUUUGAGAUUGGCUGCUGGUGGUGCCAUCAUGAAGUUGGCACAGGAGCCUUGUUACCAUGAAAUAAUCACCCCGGAGCAGUUCCAGCUGUGUGCGCUGGUUAUUAAUGAUGAGUGUUACCAGGUGCGACAGAUAUUUGCACAGAAGCUGCACAAGGCACUGGUGAAGCUUCAGCUUCCACUAGAGUACAUGGCUAUUUUUGCUCUGUGUGCAAAGGAUCCAGUUAAAGAACGAAGAGCCCAUGCUAGACAGUGCUUACUUAAAAACAUCAGUAUACGGAGGGAGUACAUAAAGCAAAACCCAAUUGCAAGUGAAAAGCUGCUGUCCUUACUGCCGGAAUAUGUUGUCCCAUACAUGAUUCAUCUCCUGGCUCACGAUCCAGAUUUUACGAAACCUCAGGAUAUUGACCAAUUACGUGAUAUCAAAGAGUGCCUUUGGUUCAUGCUUGAAGUUUUAAUGGCCAAGAAUGAGAACAACAGUCACUUGUUCAUGAAGAAAAUGUGUGAGAGCAUCAAACAGACCAGGGACGCUCAGUCUCCAGAUGAUCCGAAAGCAAAUGAAAAAUUGUACACUGUCUGCGAUGUGGCUCUAUGUGUCAUGAAUAGCAAGAUCGCCAUCACGCUUGCAGAAGUGCCAAAGGAACCAAUGUUGCCAAGUAGAUUUUUCACUCAGCCUGAUAAGGACUUCUGCAAUGACAAGAGCUACAUUUCUGAGGAAACGAGGGUGCAUCUACUAACAGGAAAGCCAAAGCCAACAACAGUGCUUGGUGCUCUGAACAAGCCUCUGUCUGCCACCGGCAGGCGGCCUUACCAUAGAAGCACAGUUUCCGACACUGUCACCAAUGUGAGCAUCAUUUCAGAAUCUGAUUCUACUGUCCUUCUACGACAAAGGGAUCAGAGCUCAGAAGUUUCUGAAAUUGGAGUUAGUGAAAAUGAUGAGCAUCUGGUUAGAAUGAUCUCUGUCACUCCAGUCAAAUCUGAAGCGGUUAAGAACAAGGAGGUGAAUUUGGAUCAGACAGUGACACCUAAUCUUGGUGCAGAGCGGGGGAAGAAGAGAUCCGCUGCAUCACCGGGAGCAGAAAAUAUCCACAAACAGUCUGAAGAGAAGAAAAUGGAUGAUGUUACACCGACACCACCACCGAAGCCAAGGAGAGGACGGCCUCCAAAGUCCGAGUCUCAGGGCAGUGCGGCAAAAAAUGAUGACUCUAGCAAGCCUUCAGGGCGAGGGCGUAAGAGGGCAGCAGCUAAUCAAGAAAGCUCUGCAGGAAUGGAGGCAGGCAACACCAAGGUACCAAAACAAGAACUUGCAGCCAAAAAAACAGCACAAAGGCAAAUGGAUUUACAAAGCAGUAACUGUCUGGGCAGUGAAGGAGAUUUCCUGUGGGAAAUAGAUUUCAGUCCAGGAUACACAUCUAAUGAGGCAGAUCUGUUUAGUGCAUGUGAGAGCAGCCAGGAUGCAGAAGAUACACAGAUAAAAGAGACAGGUUACUUGAAGGUAAGAAGAAAGAGCUUGCACAAGAUGAGUAAAUAAGUGGCUGUAACACCAGGCAUGCUCCACACUUCAAGAUUUGAUUCCAUUUUUUUUUUUUUACUUUCAUUCGGGAGAUGAACUUGCUGAAAUAGUAACUGCUUUCUACUUUUAACAAAAAAAAGAAAAAAAAUUCUUAAUGUGAAAAAGUCACCAGAAAACAUACAUGUUAUCUCAAUCUCAUCAAAUUCUUUCAGACAACGUUUUUCUUUACAUCUGUUGAAAUUACACUAUGGUUGUAUGGAGCAAAGGAUUUAAGACUUCACUGCAUCGCACACCGUUUAUUGGGUUUCAGCAUUUCGGCAUCCACACUGUAUUCUGCUUGAUAUUUGCCCUAACUAUGGCCAGCUUCUAUCUAAUGAAUUUAACAUGCCCAUAGACUUGUUCCGCUGGUAUAGAUAUAUAGAGGCACAGCUGUGGCCAGGGAAAAGGGAAAGCUUGCUGGAUUCUUCUGUUGGCAACUGUCUUAUGUAAAAUAGUGCAGCAGGUCUACUUUUAAAUAGAAUGAAAUGUACAGUUUUAUUUUUUUUUUCUCCCCUACCCAUCUUCGUACAAUGAAACUUUAUCAAUAUUUUGUUUGUUUUUCCUCCUCCCUGCACAGGACAGUGUGGGAACCACAGCUUAUUUUAAAAGACAACAUUUCUUUAAGUCCUUUUUUCUCAUCCCUUUUGUCUGGGUUAUUAUAAUAUGUGAUUAAUGUACAUAUUAAUAUGUUUAUUUUUUUUUUAAACCAUAUAUCAUGAUCAUUAAAGCAGUUUUAUUGAAAUGCUCAUGAUGAAUACUGUACUGGAUCGCAAGACAGUCCAGCAUUUGGUUUUAUAAUGUUGGUUGCCAGAUUUUAAUAACAAUGUAAAAAAAAACUUUUUUUUUUUUGUUUUGUUUAUAAGAGAAAUAGUUGAGUUGGGCAGCUUGAGAACUCAGAAAUGCUGGCUCUUCAGGUUUUAGGUGUUUUGCUAUUUUAAGGUCCAUGUUUCUUGAUCGUCUCAGAAUAAUUUUUCCAAGGUUUUAUUUUAGGUGGAUAGGUGUGCACACUGCAUUUUGUCAAUGAGUUAGUGGACACUUUUGUGUAUCCCCAAUGCUGUCUGUACAUCCUGUAUGUACACAUGAUCAUAUUUAAGUUUUGUUGCAUACAAUAAACGCUUCUAGGUGUCUCAUUGUGUCCAUUGUUUUUGUUUUUGUUUCUCUCUUUCCAUCCUCACUACAGUCCUGUCUGUUUUCAUUGCAAAGAAUAUUCUCCGAUCAUUUUCCGUAGAAUAUUUACCAUUGAUGACCAUGUUAAAUGCAGUCUUUCUGGUAACUACAAAAUCUAAUGGUAAAUAAUAAUGCUUCAGCUGAUUGGCCAGAUCCUUCCCAUUAUUAUGCUUUCAUAUGUUCAGUGAUAAACAGUACUCAAAAAUAUGUACAGGGGUCUUCAACAUGCAGUCCUCCAGCUACCUUGGAACCACACAUCCCAACAUGUCCUGCCAUAGCAUGCCCUAAAAGGAAAACUCUGGCAGGGCAUGCUGGGAUGUGUAGCUCCACAGCAGCCAGUGUGUCACAUGUUGAAUACCUCGGUUCUAAAGUCUCUCUCCACUCACUGGCUUAGCAAAUAUACUAAAGUAUAAGUCACCUACAAAGAACAAGCUGUUAAUUAUCAGACUUUAUAAUGCCUACCUAUUAUGCUGUGCAUACAGAGAAUAUGUAUCAAUCACACCACCUCGCUGGACCUUGCAAUCUAUAUUGCCUAACACAUGAAUUUAGUUAUGUCUGGAGACUGCUAACUUACCAGUAUGUUUCGCGUUUGUGUGGCAACCCCUACAAACGCCACACAGGUAGUACCCUGGUAACAGUUGGACCCUUGGCCCCAGCGCAGCAAGGCAGCAUUGCUUACCACUGUGCUGGUUGUAUAAAUUUGCCUUUCAUUUUGAAAUGUAGCCAAAAUCAUAAAUCUAAACUGCCUUAUUUUAUAAAUGUAAUUUUAUGGGAUGUCUAUGAAUUCUGUUCUGUUCUUAAGAGAAAAGGAGAUAAUUAAAAAAAAAAUUGUCAUUUUCUAUUGCAGUUUAGAAAAUUAAUCUAGUGUGGUUGCUGUAGGCAACGCCACAGUUUCUACAUUUACUUAUAGAAAAUAGUUCACAAAUGUCCCUCAUUAAGCUUUUAUAUUUGUGACUGCACUAUGACAUAUGACCUAAGAAUUGGUUGUCCAAUAAAAGACAAUAUUUUAGAAAGGUUGUUGACUUCCAAUGUUAUAAUGGUUUCAGCCACUUUUGAUUUAAAUCUGUAUUCUGUUGCAAGUAAUACCGAUGUCUAAAAUUAAUCCCUACUUCAAAUUAUUUUUGUAAGUUCCUUUUAGCCAUCAAUGUGUUUUCUGUACCGUUCUCCAGUAUGCAGAAUAGCCACUGGUUUAUUUUUAGAACGUUGCACACAAUACUGCUUGUAAAUAUUAAAUGCCUUUCUAUUAAAUAUUGUUUCUCAUACAGCAUCUGUUUUUUUUUUUUUUAAUAUUGAUGUUUGAAAAGAAAUAUACACAAAUAUUUACAUGUCUUUAGUAGAUUAGAGAAAUUGCAAAUGUACGUUAAAAUAAAAAAAUAGGAUAAUUGGUCAGAUUUGACUUUUGAUUUCCCUCCUGUAAAUCAUAUUUGAAUUGGGGGGACAGACACCCAAAUUUAACAACUGUAGAAAAUAAUUAGGCUGCAGUAUUUCUAUAUAUUGAAAUUGCAAUUAGAAAUACUGUUUAUGACUUCCUGCGUAAUAAUACUGUAAAUUGAUGACUAUUAAAUAGAAAUACCGUUUCAGGUCCAUUUGGACAAACCUCCCUGUGCUGUAUUACUGUAUAUACCAACUUCUUGUGAUCCGCUUAGAGAUCUGUUCUACUUUGCAGAAUAACAGAUUGGUGACACAGAGAAGUUCUGUUAUCUUGAAGCAUAAGGAUUUGGUUCAGGUCCAUCUUUGCUUUAAAAGUUUGCCUACAGAACUGGCAGGUGUACUUUAAUUUUCCUUGUGCCUUAUUGCAUAAAUUAUUAUUCUGAAACAGUGCCAUAAUAAUGGUGGAGAAUGUGUUCUGCGUCAUUUCACUUCAGGCUCUUAUUCCAUUUCAGCAAAUAGAAAAAGCACAACCUAAAUGUUUGCAGAAGGUUUUCAUGUUUUUUCUCUCUAAUAACUAUAAUUUAAUCCUUUCAUUUUUGCAGCCAAUCUGUCCUGUCUGAUGCUUUGAAACAAUGUGUUCCAGAUUAAUCGGAACCUUUACACUUAUGUUGUAUAUUUUUUGCAAUCUAUAAUAGAUGUAUUGGCAACAAGAUGAAAAAAAACCUCUGGUAUGCUGCUGAUGGUAACAAAUGUGAAUUGACUAUAAAUGAAUGUAGUUAAUCCCAUGUAUUUUUGAGUUUGCUAUGUACAUUGUAGUCUAUUAACAUGCCCUGUUUUCAGCUGAUUUCUUAUAUUUGUCUUCCUUACUAUCGACAUGAAUACGUUGUACUGCUCUUUGCUGAAUAUUAUAUAAAUUGUCAAUAUUUUGUAUCUGAAUUUUCAUGUCCCGUUAGACUUUCUGGCCAUCAUAUACAUUUAAUAAUUAAACCAGGUUUCUAAAGGGAAAAUAGCCAUUUGUCUUUCCCUCCAAAGUGUACAUACAGCUAUUUAAUAAAGUCCAAUCUCUUCUUAA